CUGGACCCGCUCACGGAGACCUACGGGAUCCCCUUCUACCUGCAGUACCUGGCGCACUGGCCCGAGUACUUCAUCGUGGCGGAGGCGCCGGGCGGAGAGCUCAUGGGUUACAUAAUGGGUAAAGCAGAAGGCUCCGUGGCCAGGGAGGAAUGGCACGGACAUGUUACUGCCCUCUCUGUCGCACCCGAGUUUCGCCGGCUGGGCUUGGCUGCUAAGUUGAUGGAACUGCUGGAAGAAAUCUCAGAAAAAAAGGGUGGAUUUUUCGUGGAUCUCUUUGUGAGAGUCUCAAAUCAAGUAGCUGUAAAUAUGUAUAAGCAACUAGGCUACAGCGUAUACCGGACGGUGUUGGAGUACUACUCUGCCAGGCAGAGUACUUCAGUUACAAACCUUGAUGGUGCAGUAUACACGUUAGAUAUGAGAAAAGCCCUUUCGAGAGAUUCAGAGAAGAAAUCAAUUAUACCUCUGCCACAUCCUGUGAGACCAGAAGAUAUUGAAUAG
Tinamus guttatus (white-throated tinamou) is the source of this 498-nucleotide messenger RNA. Lineage: Eukaryota; Metazoa; Chordata; Aves; Tinamiformes; Tinamidae. The record is from RefSeq and is a predicted model, not a curated record.